Messenger RNA from Tetrapisispora phaffii CBS 4417, 1350 nucleotides. RefSeq names its product Hfi1p (gene HFI1). The record is from RefSeq and is a predicted model, not a curated record. The transcript has a single exon. Bases 1 to 1350 code for a protein of 449 amino acids. NCBI's taxonomy places the organism in Eukaryota, Fungi, Ascomycota, Saccharomycetes, Saccharomycetales, Saccharomycetaceae. Gene Ontology annotation, cellular component: SAGA complex. Gene Ontology annotation, molecular function: transcription coactivator activity. Gene Ontology annotation, biological process: regulation of transcription by RNA polymerase II.
AUGUCUAUUGUGAAACCUGGGCCAACGGUGAUGAACACUGAUCUACUGGAGUCUAGUCAAACAAUGACGAUGAAAAAUGGCGAAACAAGACCGUAUUCCGUUAGCGACCCUAACAAUAGAUCAGUUGCUGUUAUUAAUACACCCCUUAAAAUCAAUAAUGAUGCAUCCCCCAUGGUGAGUACAGCUAAAGUUAAUAUGCAAUUGAAUAAAAGAGUUGAUUUAGAGUCAUUAAUAGAACAAUAUACAAACAUAUUAGGGAGAGAAAGUUGGGCAAGAUAUGCGCAGAUUAUCACUUUGUUUAUGUUAGGUAAACUUUCUCGCAAAGAACUGUCUAACGAAAUAGAUUUAUUGUUUGUACCACCAAACGUUCCAAAUACAACACCAGCAUUACAUAAAAACGUACGAAAAACUUUAAUACGGCUUCAUAAUCAAAUCAUGUUAUCAGUUCUAUCAAAUGCAUUACGUGAUUCACCUUUAGGGGUUAAUGCAGAGGGAUCGUGGGGCUUUGGUAAAAGUGGCUCUCAAAUGAGUAAAAAAAGGGUCAAUAAGCAUAAUUCUCAAAUUGAAACUUAUAAAAAAAUUGUUAUGUCAUUACCACCUAUAGAUAGACAAAGAUUAAGGGCAAUCACUAAGGAAUCUGGUAAACGUGGUUUUGUUUUGUGCUCUGUCUUACAAGCACGUUUGGAUACUAUUCCUAAAAUUCCAAUUGUUACAAAUCAAGAAUCAGUGAAAUUUGUUAAGGAAAAUAACUUUAAGACGCCAACAGAAUGGAGUCAAGAUGUAAUGAAUGGCUUUAGCGCUCCGUUGGCUAUUGACACGCAUUCCUUGCCUGAUACUGAUAGUCUUUAUCUUCGAAUGUUGGGUAUUUCUAGAGAGCAUGGUUUAGUUGGUGCUGUUGAUGCAAAUUCUGUUGACAUUUUAUCCCUUGCAUUGGAUCAAUAUUUGAAAAAUGUAAUUGAAUCAGUUAUUGACACCGUCAAGUAUAGCAAAAAAAAUACUACGGAAUUUUAUGAUCUAGACGAAACUAGUAGAUACCAACCAAUAGCACCUCUUGGCCCAUCUGAACAGCUAGAAGACCAAAAUGAAGGUCAAACAAUUUCUUUAACUAAUGAAGAUAUGUAUACUGCAUUCAAUGUAUAUCCAUAUCUUGUUCAGUCCGAAAGCACGAAACUGACAGUAUCUUCGUUGGAUCUACUAAAUGAUGAUGAAUUAGUGAUAACUAAAAGUAGUAUUGAUGAUCUUGUUGAUUUUCUGGACGAGAAACCUUCAUUUACGCCUACCGAUGAAAAUAAUAUUGGUUCACGUGAAGAAUUGAAUUGGUUAAUCAAAGAUAUUUUAACAGACCGAUAG